Messenger RNA from Ornithodoros turicata, 2232 nucleotides. RefSeq names its product organic cation/carnitine transporter 2-like. The record is from RefSeq and is a predicted model, not a curated record. The transcript has a single exon. Gene Ontology annotation, molecular function: transmembrane transporter activity. Gene Ontology annotation, cellular component: membrane. Gene Ontology annotation, biological process: transmembrane transport. Lineage: Eukaryota; Metazoa; Arthropoda; Arachnida; Ixodida; Argasidae. Bases 102 to 2045 code for a protein of 647 amino acids.
ACAACUUCACUGGACGAGGAGGAAGAAGUAGAAACCCAACACGGAUCAUUUUUUCGAACGUCGCCGUAACUGGCACCUUCUUACUGGAGCUCGCACCAACCAUGCCUGGCACUGAAAUAGUCAACGAUUCUACCGGCGGCGAAUACAUAGAAUCGUAUAUGACCUGUUAUGCGAGAUUAUCGGAGCUACAUCACCACGGACGCGAAGACAAUACGACCAAACAAGAAGGCAACGAACCAUCAACCAUCCGACGACUAUGGGAGGCCCAAGCUGAGGAUCAUUCCAUCGUGCCUUUUCAAGAGACUGCUCUGGUUCAUUACGGGUCUGUAAGCCUAGUGCCCGCAGACAUCACGCAUGGUCCCCCAGAACUGGUCAAAGCAAGAGGUUCUCCUGUUCCAUCAACCUCCACCUUUCGCAUGGAAGACCUGAUGUUCUCUCGCGGCCCAAACAACGAUCCAUCUUGUGUCUAUGGCCAGGGUCGUUUCCAGACAAUCAUCCUCAUCUGCUGUCAAUUGGCGGGAUUCGUUUACAUGAGUCAUUAUACUAGCAUUCUCCUGUUGGCUCCUGAUGUGGACCAUUGGUGUGCGCCUCCACCUUCACACGCAAAUAUGUCCGACCACGAGUGGAAGAUCGUUGGAGUCCCAAUCGACAGCAGCGCCCGAUAUCGACGGUGCGUCCGGUACGAACCUCCGCUAGACGUACAGGCACCGAACCGAUCGGAGUCUAAAUGUAGAUCCUGGAAGUAUGACUUGAACACCUACGGUCACACCAUAGUCGACGAGUGGGACCUGGUCUGCGACCGUGCCUGGUUGAUUUCCAUGCUCUCCACGCUGUAUAUGGUCGGUUCUACAGUCGCCAUUCCCAUCGCAUCGCACAUGUCGGAGAUGGUUGGGAGGAAGCCCAUUAUUUACAUGUCCAUCGUUGUUCUUUUACUAUGCGGCUUCGCCGAGUGUUUCGCCACGUUCUUCUUGCUCUUCGCCGCUCUUCACUUCAUGGUGGGAAUGGCCGCCAGUGUCGUUCAAGUGACCUCUUUCAUCCUCCUCUUCGAGGUAUGCACCAAGCCCUACAGAGCGUACUACAAUUCCAUCGCAAUAAUAGGCAUGGGAGGCGCUUUCACUUUUAUCGAGUUCUUUCGCCUGUACGGUCCUAGUCGAAUCAUUUCGCAAGUCACCCUUAUGAUACCGACCGCUUUUCUGAUAUCUAACUUUUACCUGUUAGUGGAAUCUCCAGUGUGGCUCAUGUCUACGUGGCGUAUACGGCAAGCGGAACAAAUUGUCCUGUGGAUUUCCGAGUUCAACGGAGUUUACGACUACGAAGCGAAGAAGCGCUGGUCCGACAUCAAGAAAGGACUCGCACAUCACGAAGAGAAGAUGACGUACAUCGCCAAAACGGGCCUCUUAGAUUUGAUACUGUCCCGUCGACUGAGAUUCUCGAUGAUCACGCUCUUCCUCUGCUGGGUUUCAACAGUCUUCACUAUAUACGGCUUCGUGCUCUCUCUCGGAUUUCAUCACCCCACUGCUAGAAUUAUAUCUGUUCUACUUCAGUUUCCAGUAUCCUAUGCUGUGUACAAGCUUCUUCCUAUACGAGGUUUGAACGCGACGCUUAGCUUUUCUCUAGCGCUCUGUUCGGCCGCUUCCUGUUUUUUGAUGAUAUUCCGAAGUGACCCGACCUUUACCAUCAUGUACAACGUCGCUAGGUGCGCUGUAUCAGCAGCUACAGUCACGUUGAUGAUGUGCAGCGUAGAAGUCCUCCCAGUUAUGGUCAGUGGCUUGGGAGCUCGUGCAGCAUUUGCUUUUGGAAGGCUCGGAGCAACGGCGGCGCCCUUCCUACGAGAGCUGGCGGCUUACACGGAUAACACAGCGCCGUACGCCAUGAUCAGUGUGCUCAUGGCAGUGUGCAGUGUAUUGGCUGUGCAUUUGCCAGAGACGAAAGCGACGAAACCUUCAGAAAGCGGCCAAGAGAUUGAUAAAGGGGCAAGGAGGAAAAUGUUGCUUGACUUGCCCCCGUGUGAGACCACAAGCAGGCAAACGCCGAGUGGUUCGUAACGUAAUUUACCAAAGGAAUGUCACGUGACAACGAGACGUUGAUGUGUGGUGAUAAACCAGUUUCAAACGACAAAAUGUCUUACGCAGAAAUAAACACGAUUCAUGAUGCGUGUCUCGAAGUCGCCGGCUACCUUCUGCUGUGAUAUUCUCCCUAGAGUGUAUAGGACACGACCAUUAGGUUAUUGGU